Cooperia oncophora is the source of this 2742-nucleotide messenger RNA. NCBI's taxonomy places the organism in Eukaryota, Metazoa, Nematoda, Chromadorea, Rhabditida, Trichostrongylidae. The record is from the annotation of a GenBank genome assembly.
CUGUUUCUUGUUUCAGGCUUUUCUUUUCAGAGCUUCGAUUCGUCAUAUGACGAGCUUCAAGUGCCGGAGAAUCUACACCGCCUGAGUGUCAAGAUUCAGUACAAAGCCCACAAAGGAGCUGAAGUCGGGAGUAGCUCAUGGACCGAACGGCCUCUAGAUGAACAUAGAAUAUUAUGUAGUUUUGAUUUACCUACUCUACCGAACGACUCACCGUCUGAGACGCCAGAUGACGACAUGCGAUUGCAAGGGUCGAUAGCAUGCGACGGUACUUACGUCUAUGUAAUCAACUAUGUUGGCUUCUACAAGAUCGGAUCUGGGCUCCAGGAGACGGUUUUAGGAAAACUAUAUGCUUCGAAUAGUUCUAUUAAAGCAACGAGGAACUGUUUACUAACCUUCUGCAACGGAUCGUUGUAUCUGCGACGCGGGCAGUCGUCAUGCAUAUCAGUGAUCGAUAUCGAUUCGUUAAGAGACAUCGGAGAGGUUAUACUGCCAACAGACUGCGUGCAGACCGCCUUAUUCUCGGAUGGUUCGUCUUUCUAUCACGCUUCCGUUACCUCACAAUCGACGCUUCACUUAGUACCUCUGAAUGAUUCAUUUGUGCCGAUAGCUGAACCAAAAUCCCGUCACGCAGUUCGACUCACCGAUGUUUCUUUCUGUUGCAUGGGCGACACAAAAUCGUUGCCAUUUCAACUACCGAUGACUAUACCGAAGUACUUGCAUAAUCAAGCUGCCGAUCUCCAUCUUGGCAAGGACAUAGCUUUUCUUCAAUCACGAUCGGGAAAAAUUUAUUAUGCUGGAAAUGGUAUCAAGUACGGGUUGCAGCUGGUGUUGCCCGAAAGCAUAGUUCAAAUGUCCGUCGGCGCUGAAUACGUACUGUUCCGUGCUGGCAGUGGCCAUGCAUGGAUCGCAGGUGGCGAUGAUGGUCGUAGAGCUGGCAAAUUGAGGCGCUUGACAACAAUCAACAGACGAAAAACUCAGUCGAUCAGCAGCGCUGCUGGAAGCUACGGUUAUGUAACCGACAAUGGCCGAGUGUACGUUGGUGGACGACAUGGUAUGAGCGUGUAUCCCGAAACGGGUCAAGUCUUAGGCUUAGAUGUCGUCGCUUGCACUUGGAAAGACUCAUGCAGUCGCGAUCUCGAAGCAAGGCUACGUCUACACAUGGGGUUGAACAACCUGAAUCAGUGCGGAAGGACUGAACAAGCGCCAGUAUCGUCAUCAGUGUCACCUCGACGUCGCGGUUCAGUCGUUGUUUGCGAACCGUCUGAACAUCUCUUCGUUAAGGACGUUCCCUCAUACUGUACCCAAUGCGGGCUGUGUUCUGCUCGAGGUUCAGCGUGCCCAAUACCAGCAUUUACUAGGAAGACCGGCACAUGCAGCUGUGGACCAGGAGAAACCCCAUGCUUAAGGUGUGGGCUGUGUCGUUCCUGUGGUGAGUCUACACAACAACGCCCAGCAGGUGAUACACCCACUCGUACCCAUCUGGCUCCAGCACGGGUUUCGAUAGUCAAGGCACAGCAGAAUGUAAAGGUCUCCUCCGUCAGUUGUGGAAACUUCCAUACUAUUCUCCUAGCAGCAGACGGUACCGUAUUCUCGUUUGGUUCGAACUGUCAUGGUCAACUGGGAACGGGAGACGUGCGCAGUAAGACUGAGCCUCAAAUGGUGGUUCUACCUCCGGACGUGCAGGUGGUCCAAGUAGCCGCCGGUGCUAACCACACCGUUCUACGUACAUCCGUUGGAGCUGUCUAUACGUUUGGUGCUCACAAAAUGGGACAGCUGAUAAGACCGCCGGGCGAGGACAACUGCUGGCAUGCUAUCCCGAGUAGAGUGCCAGGUUUUGGACCCGGAUGUGAGUCCUUUGCCACUUGGAUUGGAGCUGUGGGAGAUGCUACCUUGAUCCACAGCCACACCGCUCUGAUACAUUCCGAGGACGUUAUUGACGCUCAGCUGAACGACCUUUUCAUUUUCCCAAGACAAGUCGGCAAAGAAUACGUGGCAAUUCGAAGGAAACACGGCUGCUUCGCUCACCAUCAGCUUGGACCAACCAGUCUUUACACGAGUUGGUGUCUGGAGUCACGUCACGACAUUCUUUGGUCAUACAAUGCAGCAGAGAUGCGAGUUCAAGCCACGUCCGUGCAUUUGGCCACGCAGAAGGAGAUACAUGGUGAUCGCAUGGACUCGCUGGCGUUUCUACGCUCACCUGAGUGGACUGUGCCAUCCGAAUCACCCACGCACUGCUCGUCAACCCAGUUGGGAAUAUCACUGCUCAGCUGCACCUAUGCAGCAGCGACCAUCUCGAAAGGGGGCGGUUGUGGAAUGAAAAGGACUUCAUCAAUUCGCCUGAGCAUGGCGGAUCACCAACAAGUGGUCGAUCAGUUGUGUGUCGAUUUGAGUCAACCUGGAGGAGGUUGGGGCUACUCUGCACAUUCGAUAGAGGCGAUCCAGGUGAAAGCAAGCAAGGAUGUUCGCUUGCUGGGAAUUGGGCUAUAUGGUGGUCGCGGAGAGUACAUUGCCAAGAUCAAAUUGUUUCGAUUGCCAAGCGACAUGUCAGAUGAGCAGUGCGCGGAGAUGCUCUCGGAGUCAGACGAGACACUUUACGAUUGUGGUCAACGCGAAGCGGCAGCGCUAAUGUUAGCUCAACCAGUGUUGAUGAAGGCGAAUCAUUGGCAUGUUGUGAGCGCUAAGAUCAGCUCUGAAAAAGGUUUCGUCUCAUCAGCACUUGUAAUAAAGCCUCCUGUUUUUUGA